AUGAGCUAUCCUGUAGUAGUUGCUAUUGAUUUUGGAACGACUUAUUCCGGUUUCGCUUAUGCUCACAUUGCCAGACCAGCAGAUAUUACUAGUCAUGAUUCAUGGCCAGGUCAAAAUAAGACACGAUUCAAAGCUCCAAAAAAUAAUACAGUUUUACAAUACGAUAAUUCAUACGAUAAAGUCAUAGCAUGGGGUUAUCAAGCGUUGGCCCGAGAACCUAGGAGAAGAAGAAAUAAUGCAGUAGAACCCGUAUCAAAACCUGUAGAAUAUUUUAAAUUACUUCUUAAAUAUGACUCAAAAAGAUCAGAUAAAAUACGCAUGCCUGCAGGACUAGAUUAUCGUAAAGCAAUUGCUGAUUAUCUAAAAGCCAUGAAACCAUUAAUUUCAGAAACUAUUACAAAACGUUGGCCUACUGUAAGCUUUCCUAAUCAAGUUAGAUUAGUCUUUACAGUUCCAGCCGAGUGGGGUCCAGGGACUAUCGGAGUAUUACAAGAGUGUAUAUAUGCCGCUGGUUAUUUAGAAAAUGAAAAUUCAAAUAAUAAUUUAGAAUUUAUUACAGAACCUGAAGCAGUCGCACUGUAUUGUAUGGAUAAAUUGAAUGAACAUUUGUUGAAAGAAGGAUCUACAUUUAUGGUAGUGGAUUGUGGAGGUGGCACAGUGGAUUUAACAACUCGAAAAUUAGCAACCAGUGAUACUUUAUCAGAAGUUAGUGAACGAACAGGAGAUUUCUGCGGAUCAACUUAUGUUGAUGAUGAAUUUAUUACUUUCUUAAAAAAUGAACUAGGAUCUAAAGCAAUGAGUGAUUUUAAAGAAAAUCAUUAUGAUGAGUAUCAAUAUUUAAUUCAUCAUUUCUUUUGUCCAGAAAUAAAGUUUGGGUUUGAUGGUGAUAGUUUUGAUGCAACAGACUUGGACAUUGGAAGAUUCUGUCCAGCGCUUAAGGAUUAUAUAACCAAAGAUAUUAGUGAUAAAUUGAGAAAAGAGGACUGGUUACUAGAGAUUACUUAUGAAGAUGUUCUUGCAAUGUUUGAUCCAGUAAUAAACCGAAUUAUUCGUUUAAUCCGUAAUCAAUUAACAGCUUCAAAAGAAAAAUGUUCUGCUUUAUUUUUGGCUGGAGGUUUUUCAGAAUCUCCAUAUCUUAUCUCAAAAAUAAAGAAUGCAUUUGGUUCUACAGUAUCAAUUAUUUCCGUGCCUCAAAAUCCAAUAUCUGCUGUUGUACGUGGAGGGGUUAUCUAUGGUUUAAACACAAAGGCUAUUGCAACACGUCAAUUGACAUUGAAUUAUGAGUGGGUAACAGGAGAUCCACUAGAAAAAAAAACAGAAGAUGAUCAUAUAUUCAAAUUUGAUUGUUUAGCAAAACGUGGAGUGGAAUAUUCACCAACUCAAGAUUUUUCUAGCACUUAUUCCCCUGUUUACCCUGACCAAAAAGGCAUGAAUUUCCAGAUAUAUGCUACACCAAGAAAUAAUCAAAAAUUUUGUGAUGAACCUGGUAUGGGAUUGAUUGGAGAAUUGUUUAUUGAAUUACCUGAUGUUAAAUAUCAGCUCGAUAGACCUGUGGAAUUUUCUUUGAUGUUUGGUGAACUGCUUAUUACUGCAACUGCAUGGUGCAAAAAAUCAGGAAAAGCUUGUAAAGCUACAUUUGAAUAUGCUAGACCUGAAGCUUAUGAAGUAAAAAAUCGCAGCUGGUUUAUUUGA
Molecule: messenger RNA, 1692 nt
Organism: Entrophospora sp. SA101
Lineage: Eukaryota; Fungi; Glomeromycota; Glomeromycetes; Entrophosporales; Entrophosporaceae
Source: the annotation of a GenBank genome assembly